Helianthus annuus (common sunflower) is the source of this 468-nucleotide messenger RNA. Its product is annotated as histone H4. The transcript has a single exon. Gene Ontology annotation, biological process: nucleosome assembly. Gene Ontology annotation, molecular function: protein heterodimerization activity; structural constituent of chromatin; DNA binding. Gene Ontology annotation, cellular component: nucleosome. The record is from RefSeq and is a predicted model, not a curated record. The coding region runs from base 60 to 371 and encodes 103 amino acids. NCBI's taxonomy places the organism in Eukaryota, Viridiplantae, Streptophyta, Magnoliopsida, Asterales, Asteraceae.
UUUCUUUCCAGAAACCAAAAAAAUCCAGUUAGCUUCUGUUGAAUUUGUUGAAUCUAACAAUGUCUGGACGCGGAAAGGGAGGAAAGGGGCUGGGAAAGGGCGGAGCAAAGCGUCACCGGAAAGUUCUCCGGGAUAACAUUCAGGGAAUCACUAAACCGGCGAUCAGGAGGCUGGCUAGAAGAGGAGGAGUGAAGAGGAUCAGCGGUCUGAUUUAUGAAGAGACACGUGGAGUUUUGAAGAUAUUUUUGGAGAAUGUGAUUCGCGACGCGGUUACGUAUACGGAGCAUGCGAGGAGGAAGACGGUGACGGCGAUGGAUGUUGUUUAUGCGUUGAAGAGGCAGGGAAGAACUUUGUAUGGCUUUGGUGGUUGAAUAGUUGAUUGAUACUAGCAUCGUUGUUAGAUUAUUGUAUGAAUUGUUGUCUUAUCUUGGAACAAUUUGGUUUUGAAUUAUUUGAAAUAUUGUGAUA